AUGACUACUAUACACACCUGUACCAACAAUAAAUGUGAGACUCGGACCAGAAGAGGAAUCACAGAUGCCAUUGCUGAUGUUGUGAAGAAAAAAUAUCAUAGGUGCGACAGUGUUUACACUCCUAGACGGCUGCAGCACGACGUCAAAAUUAAGUUUGGUUUGAGCCUCACUUACAAGCAGGCUUAUCUGUGCAACAAACGCGGCCUAGAAUUAUGUAGAGAAACAUCGGACGAUUCGUACCAGCAUCUUGUCGGUUACAGCCACAUGUUGAGCGGAGACAACCCCGACACUGUGACGGAAAUUCUCACAGAUACGAAUGAUCGGUUUGUGUAUUACUUUAUGGCCCUGGGGGUGAGUGUUAGUGGAUUCAUAUCGUUUUGUAGACCCGCAUUUGCAGUCGAUGGGACUUAUCUUACUGGAGAACGCUUAGGAGUACUACUGACAGCCGUUGCAUUGGAUGACAACGAGCAGUCAUACCCUCUUACUUUUUCCAUCGUCGACGUAGAAAGUAAGGAUUCCUGGGAAUGUUUUCCUUGUAGAGUACACAACUUGUUAGGGAACAUCGACGAUCUUACUAUCAUCUCGGAUAGAAGCACUCAUGCUGCUCUCGCGUUCACUGAUGAACAAUACGAGGAAGCUAUGGAUGACCUUGAAGAAGAAAGCCAGUUAGCGGCAGCUUAUGUAAGAAAACCUGGAGUAGAAUAUUGGGCGCGAGUAAAGGCAACAACCGGACGAUAUUCCCUUAUGACCACCAACAUCUGCGAGUCAUUCAACGGAAGAAUAAAACACGCUAAACAUCUGCCUUUGACUCAUCUUGUUGAUUUCAUUCGGAGAAUUCUAAUGGAAUGGUUCAGUGAGCGUAGGCAAAUGGCUAAUGACUGGAAGCACGAUCUUAGUCCUUUCGCCAAGGAACUCAAGCUUCGAUGGCAUCUCGCAAAGAAUUUCACACCUUGCCUUGUCAAAGAUGAUGAAUAUAAGGUUACAGAAUAUGGAUCUGCAUAUGUACACCUGGUCAAAAUGAAUGCCAGAAGUUGUAGUUGCAAGGUCUUUGAUUAUCAGCACUUGCCAUGUCCACAUGCUUUAGCAGUAUGUGAGAAAUACAAAAUAAAGGUAUUUCCACUCUGUGGCGACUACUACAAGACAUCCAAGUGGGGAUCUAGUUAUGAGGGUCCUAUCUACCCAGUGUUAAGUACUUCCGCGUGGAAUAUCCCAGCCUCGGUGGCUGCUCGUAAGGUUUUACCUCCUUUGGAUAACCGGAAAGUCGGACGUCCAAGAUUGAGCAGGUUACGGUCUCGUAAUGAACCUUGGGCCAAACCAGCGAAUAAGAGGGGAUGCAGGAAUUGUCAUCUUCCCGGGAAUUACCAUACCAGUUGCCCUACCAGGUAA
Molecule: messenger RNA, 1386 nt
Organism: Papaver somniferum (opium poppy)
Lineage: Eukaryota; Viridiplantae; Streptophyta; Magnoliopsida; Ranunculales; Papaveraceae
Exons: 2
Coding region: 1-1386 (461 amino acids)
Molecular function (GO): zinc ion binding
Source: RefSeq, a predicted model, not a curated record